Messenger RNA from Vitrella brassicaformis, 3438 nucleotides. The record is from the annotation of a GenBank genome assembly. NCBI's taxonomy places the organism in Eukaryota, Vitrellaceae.
CAGCGAAUUACUUACUGGAGCAAUGGCCGCAUACACCGCAGCCAUAGGGAGGGAGAGCGACACACUCACGCACACACAGGCGGGACCGUCACAAUGCACACACACACACAGAGACGUCUCGCUCCCCUUGUGUUGACGCAAACAGACAGAAUCAAAACACACACACACAAACAUCAUGGACACCAGCAGACAGCCCUCCAAAACACCACACACCUCACCGAACCCUGCAUGCCACUCAAAUGCGUGGGGCUCCGCAUCUCACGUCAUCCGCAGCGACCUGAAGCUCACCCUGCCAUCCCGCCCCUUCUCGACCCACCCCACCGCCCCCCACACCACCGCAGCCACGUCCUUGGUGAAGCCGUUGUCAAUGUCCCCCACCAGCCCCCACUUGGCGGCCUCGUCCAGGAUGGCCCGCUGCACCACCUCACGCAACUCCAUCUUGCGGCCACCCACACCGCCCACCACAAAGCACUGCAGCUGCGGCACACGCACCACCUGGCCGCCCACCUCGGCCGUCCCACCCACCGCCUCCCUGUUGCUGCUGGCCUGAUACACUGCCGACUUGACGAAGUGCUCCGCUGUGGCACACACACGGCGGGCCAUGUCGGUGUGCCGCACGCCGAUGGCCUCACCGAUGGCCUCCUGGGCGGCAUCCAUGUCGAAGAGGUAUGACGCGAUGCGCCAGCCGAAGAUGGGGGCCUCCUGCGGGCCGACGGCCAGCCGGGGGGUCAGGAGGGCCGCGAGGGAGCGGUGGGGGGCGAGGGCGGCGGUGACGGCCGCCAUGACGGCAGUAGGCACCUCGUUGAGCACCGUGGUGUACUCGGCCAGCACCAGCUGGCGGCGACGGCGGUCCCUCUCUAUGGCUGUGGGGAUGGUGGUGAUGGUGGUGAUGCUGGUGAUGUCGGCCCCCGCCCGCAGCAGGCUGCGGAUGAUCAGCUUGAACUUGCCACUCUGGGCGCGAUGCCGUUCCGUGGUGGCCUCGGGUGUGUUUGGGUGCUGCAGCUGUUGGGUGCGGCAGUAGAGCUCGUAGGCAGCGACGGAGAGGGGUGUGAAUGACGUUGUGAGUGUCCGUCUGUCGAUCUGGUCAGCGGGCAGCUUACGGCAGAGGUAGUCGGCCACCUUGGGGGAGCCAUACGCUGCCGCGCGGUGCAGUGGCGUCCAUCCAAUGCCAUCGGCUGCCGUCAUGUCGGCCCCGUUCGCCGCUAUGAGGUCGAGGUAGGCGUCGAUGAAGGACUGGGGAUAGUGCGCAUUUGAGUUGAAGGCUGCGUGGCGCACCGGGGUGUAGCCAUAGCGUUCUUCGGUGGCGAGGGUGUGGUCUCGUGCGAUGAGUUGCUCAUACAUCGACAGCAGCAGCUGCAGAUACUCGGGGGGAGGCUGACACAGGGUGAGGGGCAGCGCCAUCACCGUGCGUGAGCCUGGUGGGCGCAGGUCGAUGUCGUGACGAGCCGUCAGCACGUCGAAGGCCUCCUGGUUGCCGCAUCGGAUGGUCACUCGAAGGGACGUCUGCCCGGUCUCAUCGGCUUCCGCAUUGGGGUCGGCUCCUCCGUCGAGGAGUGCGGUGAAGAUCUCCGCCUGCAGCCCAGCAGACGACCACCGUGGCGGGGCGACGGGACGGCAAGCAUCAUCGUCUCCUGCUUCGAUGGUCAGGACGGUGUAGUCCGACUUGUUGUCGAUGACGAUGGCGAGGAGCGGGUAGGGGAACCCACGAUGCUUGCUGCCCUUCUUCCUUAGUCGAGGCUUGAUAUUGGGGUUGGCUCCCUGCUCGAUGAGAUCGGUCACGUGCUGUGCGCUGGGAAUGGUGCGGCCGAUGACGCCCAAUCCCAGCGACUUGGUAACGUCGCUGGUGCCGUAAGGGAAUCGAGCCUCCAGCUCCUCGGCUCCCAAGAAGCCGUCUGGCACGUCGACUGAGGUGAUUGGCACCACCGGGUGACCUGGGGCGACAAACACAGCCAUCAGACGACGCACACCGACAACGAAUGCAUGUAUGGGCCCGCACCUCCCUCUCAUCUGUCUGUCUGUCUGUCUGUCUGUCUGGCGUACCUUCCUCCUCAUAGCCAUCGUCAUGACCGUCGCUGUCUGAGUUAUUGUCGUUGUCCCCCUCACUGUAAUCGAUCUCGUCGUCUUGGUCUUGGUCUUCGUCCAGCACCCCUCCGUCGUCACUGUCGUCCUGCAUACCACCGCCCUGACACAGCGACACAGAGGCAACGGGAGAACAGCCAGGUGACGAGCGUCACAUGGACGGACAGAGAGUCCAUGAAUUAAUGCCUCACCGAUUCGCUCCCAUCGGCCAUCCCACCGCCCUCCUCACUGUCUCCACCUGAACACAAUCAACCACAGGCACACACAUCGACACAAAUCAAGUGCUGCGGCGUUCGGUGCUGACCGUCAGGCUCAUCGCCGCUCUGGAGUUGCUGCACGGCGUCGACGUCCAUCGGGGGCUCCGCGGUGCCCUGCUGCUGCUGCUCAGCUGCUGGUUGUCGUGCGGCCAUGAGCGGGGCUCUGUGUGCACACAGAGAGAGGGCCUCACUGCCGCCACUUGACGACCUGACAGUGACACACACACAAUGAGAAAUGAGGGCCCUUCCUCCACCGACGACGCCCUUGCUCCUUGCCGCCUGCCCACGUACCUUCUCGUGUCCUCUUCGGACGCCCUGGCCCUCACCUCACACAGAUACGCACAGAUCUGCCGCCCUGGACCCACGAGUCACGAUAAGACGGAAAUUUGGGGAUGCCCGUGGUGUGUUGAGGUGCCUGAACGCUCCACUGGCGGGGAUCUCUGCCCAUCCCCCGCGCACUUCUUAGCUCGCCCUGUAGGGUGUAGGGUUCAAACCCUAACCCGGGACUGCCCAGGCAUGUUUGUGAUUCUGGAGCGUUCCUUAGGAACCUUGGGUUCCUUGGGUUCCUCUGUGCGUGUGGAGCGUGCGUGGUUUGAUUGUGCGUGAAACCGCUCUCUCUCUCUACGUGUGCGGAGAGAGGACAGGGAGAGCUCUCUUUUGCUGUCUGUCUUUCGCAUACACCCUGUCUACCAUCAGACUCAGACCGCUUGCCUGCUUGAUUUGACAACCAUCUGUCGGCACUUGCAGUGCUACAUCUUUUCCUUGAUUCAUCUCGUGAGUCACUUCUCGCUGCUGGUCCAGGGGCAGCGGCAGACUGAGUUCACAGACCCGUUGUCCAGACUCGGAUCAACGCGUGGCUUAGCCGCUGUUAUCCGACGGUAAGUGGGGAUGCGAUUGACUCAUCACGAGCCGCCACGUGAUUCGCUGCUGCCUCUGUGUGCUCGUGACGUGACACUGUGUUGUGCAGGUCUCCUCAUCGGCGGGACGGACCGAUUGGUAGUUUGCGUCUGCGUACUUAAUCGACACACGAUAGGUGGGCAAGCACAGACACAAAGCUUCCACCAAGUGCAGUGUGUCCAUCUAUCGAAUGGCUUUCUCUGUG